CGGUACGGACGCGAAACUCGGAAAGUGACUUGUGAGAAAGAAACGAACCCCCCUUUGGAUUACCAGUUGGAGAGAAGUUAAUGUGUUGGGAUUUUUUUCUAUUUUUUGUUGAAUUUAAGUUUUUUCUUGUUUUUUUUUUUAACUCAAGGAAAUAAAGUUUCUCUCAUUUGUGAACCCAAAUUGUAUAUCAGAAAAACAGUGAAUCACAGUGAAAAUUAAAAAAAGAAAAAUCCUUCAUAAAAUGUCCCACCAAGGUGAUCAUGAGUAAAUCCCAAGCCGCCGAGAAAAAGUGUGCAAAAUUUCCCAAACUAUCCUGCGCUGGUCUGUUUCUGCUGCUAUGCUUCUCCCAACUGGCCAUCACCGCCGUUCGGGGGGCCAUUCCGGUGGUGCGGCCGGACCGGACCGGCCCCAACCGGUACGGGACUAAGAACUUUGUGUACCAAAGCGAUUCGCGCACCAGCCAGGCCGUCAAGGAUGCGUUCCAGGAGAAGCUGGCCAACGAGCUGAAGGGCCGGAUGCUCAAAGUGACCACGCUGGAGGACUGGCCCCUCAGCUACACGGAACGUAUCAACGGAACGCUGAUCGGGCGCGGCGUGGCCUUCGAGAUGCUCGAGUUCCUGAUGGAGAAGUUCAAGUUCAACUACACGCUGGUCAUGCCGGAACACAACAUCGUCGGCUCGAGCGACGACAUGGACGGAAGCAUCAUCGAGCUGCUGGCCAACGAGAAGGCGGACAUUGCGGUGGCCUUUCUGCCCAUUCUGGCCGACGCCCGCCAGCACAUCCUGUACUCCACGGGCCUGGACGAGGGCGAAUGGAUGAUGAUCAUGAUCCGUCCGCUGGAGUCGGCCAGUGGUUCGGGGCUGUUGGCUCCCUUCGAUCGGGACGUUUGGAUUUUGAUUCUGGUUUCGCUGCUGGCCGUGGGUCCGAUCAUUUACGGACUGCUCGUCAUCCGGUACUAUCUGACCAAGGACUCGGAACAGGUCCGGUACACGCUGCCGCACUGCAUCUGGUUCGUGUACGGUGCGCUCAUGAAACAGGGCAGCACCCUGUCCCCGACCGGAGAUUCGACCCGCAUCCUGUUCGCCAGCUGGUGGAUCUUCAUCACGAUCCUGACGUCGUUCUACACGGCCAACCUGACCGCGUUCCUGACCCUGUCCAAGUUCACGCUGCCCAUCAACAACGCCGAGGACGUGCGCCGGAAAGAAAAAAACUUUGUAACCAUUCGCGGCAACGCCAUCGAGUACGCCAUCAAGAACAGCGACGAAGCGCUCAACUCGCUGAGCGUCCUCGUGGACAAGCACCUGGUCGAGUUCACGACGAACCUCAACGACAGCGACAUCCUGAUGACGACGGUGGCCAAGAAGAACUACGUGUACGUCCGUGAUCGGCCCGCCAUCGAGCACCUCGUGUACAACGACUACCUAGUGCGGCGCAAGGUUAACCCGAUCAACGAGCGCAGCCACUGUCCGUUCGCGACCGCUACGACGCCCUUCCUGAAGCGAGUCCGGGCCUUCGCGUACCCCAACUCGACCCGCUGGAACGCCCUGUUUGAUCCGCAACUUCUCAACAUGGUCGAAGGAGGCCUGAUCAAGUUCAAGCUGUUGGAGAAUCUGCCCAAGGCCGAGAUUUGCCCGCAGAACUUGGGCGGCACUGAGCGUCAGCUGAAGAACCGCGAUCUGGUCAUGACCUACUUGGUUAUGUUGACCGGGUUCUGCACGUCGAUCGCCGUGUUCUUCUCGGAGAUGUUCGCCCGCAUCAUGAACGAGCGCAAGCUGGCCAAGGAGCUGAAGGAACUCAACGGACCCGGACUCAAGCUGCCCCCGGAGAAGAUCACCUACCUGAGCAAGGGGGUGUCGGACUCACCGCCGCCGCCGUACGCGGAGAUCUUCAGCCGGCACACCAGUGGCAUGAUCGGCGCCAAGGGAAUGUUCGGCAGUCAGAUCGUUACGGACGGGGACGCGGCUCGGCAGAUGAUCAACGGCCGGGACUACAUGGUGGUCAAGGAGAAGAACGGCAUCGGGUCGCAGCUGAUUCCGAUGCGGGCCCCGUCGGCGGCGAUCUUUCAGUACACGUACACCAAUUAAGGUCGGAUUUUCGGUUUUUUGCUCAAGUCAACGGAUUAAUUCUUGCGGAAAGUGGAACAUAUUUUUCAAGCCAAGAUUAUUAUUCAUUUACAGUGCAAGUUUAUGAAUCUAUCAUUGAAAGUAUUUUUUCAAUAGAAUUUGAAAAUAGAAAAGUAUAUGCAUUAAACAGUGAAAUUCUUUUGAAACAAUUUAAAAAGUUUUGUUUGCAGUUUGUUUAAAAAUAAUGCGUCAAUUGUCGUUUGUUGAUUGUAUUUAAAAAGUAGAUAAUAGAUUGAAUUUGCAAAAAGAUAUCUGAGCACAUCCUGGAAAGUUGUUUUGCUAUAGGCUUUUAAACUCCAUUCAAUUUUUUUGGAAAUAACUCAAGUAGACUUCUACAAAGCUAUAAAUGUCGUAAGACAAAAAGUGCGAUUAUUUUUCUAUAAUCUAUUAAACGAAUUAAUAAAUUAUCUAAUUAUCUUACUAGAAACAAAACAAUACUAAGAAUACAUUCAUUAGUGUAAGGUUAUGGUCAUUGCAGUAGCCAUUUUGUUAUGAAUGAAACGUCAUCUCGUUUGCCUUAAACCGGUCUACUACGUUGUAUUAGCCGUAACGGUAAUUGAGUCCUAAAAUUAAGUUUAAAUUGCUGAUAUUAUUGAUCACAACGAAAAAGCUUAUUUUUCUGAGUACCAUGACCCAUUGUACGACCCAUUGGCUUUUUAAAUGAAUUUUAAAAAAUCAACCUUGCGGUCCUUCUUGACAGAAAUGGUCCUACUUGACAGCUCGUUCAAAGGGAACCAUAGUUGAUUCAUCGAAAAAAUGUUGUCUUGUUUUUUUCUUGCAUGAAAUGAAAAAAGUGAUUAGAAAUUGUUUGUAAUCGUGUUUUUUACCUUUGUACAUACAAAUUGACAUAGGGCUUUAGGACCCUAUUCUGCAAACUAACAACAUUACACAGAAUAUUGUUUAAAAAUCAUUAUCGCUGAAAAAACAUUUAUUUUCAAAUAUUUAGAUAUUUUUUUACAUUUCCUGAAAAAUACUUGAACAAAAAUAUAAAAAAAAUAAAAAAUAUUUAAUUUUUUUUUGAAAAAAAAAUAUUUUGAGGUAGAAAAUGUUGUCUCGCGAAAAAGAAAAUUAUUAUUCAACAAUUUGCACGAUAAUCGCCGUAAUAAAACAAUUUUCAAAUCAUUUUAGCACAUAAGAAAACUGCUAAAAUCGCUUUGAAACUGCGCCAUUUUAAUGUUUCGCCCAAUUUUUGCAAACCUCUUGGACGUAGCAAAGAUUGUGCCACAUAUUGCUCCCCAACCCAGAUCGCUAAUUGUCAGGUUUUUGGUCUGGAGUGGAAAGUGCGCAACCAAAAAUGUCGGACAGUGUCGUGAAUCUGCUUUGUGACACUGCCCGAUGUAUACAAAAAAGUUGUUGUCAAAAUAUGACUAAAUUGAUAACUACGAAUGUAUUAGGAUAAUAUUGAUGUCAACAUAUUUGAAAAACCUCCCUAAAAGAUCAUUAUCAUUAUCGAAGAUUAUAAUGAGAAGAAAAUAAUAAUUUUAAGAUUUUAAAUAUAACAAUUACCUACUAGUUAAGAAUCUGCAUAGAAUGGAAAAGGCACCAACGAAUGCAAAAGUAUAGAAAAAUACUAAAAAAUACACAAAAAAAAACAUUGAAAGGACCAAAAAAAACAUGAAGACCUUGGCCACGAAUAAAUGACAAAGCCCGAACGGAUCUGUUCCUUAACCAUGCGAAAAGAGAAAACAAUUAUUACACCAAAAAAUACAAAUCAUAAAGCAAAUAUGAAUAUAAAAAAAGGUAAACCAGAUAAUGUAAAGCAAGUUACAAGAGUAUUUUAUAAAAUACCUUGAUUAUUGUGCAAAUUGUGCGAACUUUUUUUUUCUAAAUUUUUAUAAUUCAAAUAAAAAAAAAGUUUUUUUUUUCGUUCUGGCAUAAACAUUGCUUCAAUUUUUAAAACAUAAUUUACAAAUUUUAAAAAUAAAGAAUCAACGGAAGAUGCUUUAAAACACAAUCAUUGUACGGAUUUUAAUUAAUUUACAGAAAAUUUAUGCUAACAAAUGGCUGGUUUAAAUUAAAAAUUCAGGUUAUGUUUCCUGAUCUAUUAAAAAAAUUAAAAGGAAAUUUGGAACAAAAACUUUCUUAAUUGUUCAAUUGUAUUGACCGUUUCGAGAAUCUUUAAGUUUAAACUAAUUUCGAUAAUUUUUUAUAUGUUGGUAACAAAUAUAUAACCACGAAAAUAUUACUUUAUUAUGAAAAACCAAUUCAACGAACAAAAUUUUUGUUUGCUGUUGUCAAGUUUGUCGUAAAGAUGAUUCAUUGAAUCUUCUUCUAUAUGGAGUAUUUUUUUUUAAAGGUCCAAUAAACCAAAUUUCUAGUUUUUUCCUUUUGGGUGUUUUUGAAACCGCCUUGAGUUAGGGGUAUUAAAAAUGGCAAGCUGAAUUUUCGCAAAGCUAAAGCAUUACGCUGCGAACUUUCCUUCUUGGGACGUGCAAUCCUAGUACCAAACGCUUAACCUGUUUGACUGACACUACUGUCUCCGGAAGUGAAGCCGAAUGGCUGAGGACCAGUUGCAACUGAGAUGGGACAAGGGUCAAAUUUGGAAUUUGGGAAUCAAUUUUCGAGUUUUUCGAUAACGAACAUGACAUCUCAUUUUUUUUCAGAAUUUGCUACAAAGUUUAUGUCAUUGGAAUGAUUACCUUAAAAAAAUAUUUUUGAAUAUCUCAAUCAAAUUAAAAGAAGACCCAACCGUCGGUCGCUUUGAAGUUCAAAAAAUCUCAAUUUGUGUUUCACUACUGUAAAAUUGGAAAACCACACAGCAACUUACCUUUCCAGGAUGUGCACAAAGCUAGCGAUAAUUGAACAACCAAACCAGAAGAAUCACAGUGCAUUGAUAAACCCACCCAAGCCAGAGUAGAUUUUUUUUAUUAAAUGUUAGUUGAUCAAAUAUGUUACCAUCACCAAAUUAUCACCACAAUCAAAAGAUAGUUGAAACCAACGCACAAGUGUGUACAAACAAACAAAGAGUAAAAAAAAAGUUUGUGUUAUUUUUUGUAGUUUGAACAAAAUACGAUGUACAACCAGGUCUAAGUUUCUUUCCGAGCAAAUAAACAAAAUCGCAAACAGUUCCUUACCAUGGUUUUGGAAUGUGGGCAACA
Messenger RNA from Culex pipiens pallens (northern house mosquito), 5221 nucleotides. It is a transcript of the gene Ir76b, whose product is annotated as glutamate receptor ionotropic, delta-2. Gene Ontology annotation, cellular component: membrane. Lineage: Eukaryota; Metazoa; Arthropoda; Insecta; Diptera; Culicidae. The coding region runs from base 261 to 2084 and encodes 607 amino acids. The transcript is spliced from 6 exons. Gene Ontology annotation, molecular function: glutamate-gated receptor activity. The record is from RefSeq and is a predicted model, not a curated record.